GCGACCACUGGAACAAUGCACAGCUUCUCGGAACACUUCCAGACCAAGUCAACCUGGCCUCCCACGCAAGCCGAUUCUCAUGGCUGACCUCAGAACUGGAAGCCGCGUUCGAUCUGAUGGCAGUGAAACUGCUGACGGAUGUACUUGCGCCACGUUUGCCCGACUUCAUCCUGGCAGCGAGCGUGGGCAUUGGUUCCGGCACCAUCCAAAGCGCAUGCCUUGGAAGGGAAGGGCUAUACGACGCCGUCACGUUUGAGAUCGGUUCCCACGCCAUCUCCAAGAGGCCCUCCUUGGUGGCCAACAUAGGCUCCAUGGUCACAGAGAUGCCGACACCAGGCCAGCGAAGUCUGGAUGUGAUGUGUUUCGUCCGCAAAAAAAAUGUUGUGUUUCAGUGCUGCCAGCCGCUUACUGUGAACGUCCAAGAUGCAAAUGGUCUGUGCAGCGAGGCCCAGAAUGUAUUGGAGACCAUUGCUCAGAAUACCCACGUCGAGGACGUGCGCACCCAUGGUGCUGCCCUGCUUGGCAGCGAGAUUUGCCGCCAGCUGCCUCAUGACUGCCUCAUCCUUGUGGUACGCAAGUUUGCCGGAAUUCAUGUGGGCUGGUACACGGCGUUGCUGAAGCAAGAGGCCGUUCAGAAUUGUAUCGGGAACGAGCACACUGUGGAGGAAUUCAGGGAGCAGUAG
Messenger RNA from Symbiodinium natans, 683 nucleotides. The record is from the annotation of a GenBank genome assembly. Lineage: Eukaryota; Dinophyceae; Suessiales; Symbiodiniaceae.